This is a messenger RNA of Gallus gallus (chicken), 1409 nucleotides long. Its product is annotated as macrophage mannose receptor 1-like. Bases 37 to 1260 code for a protein of 407 amino acids. The transcript is spliced from 7 exons. The record is from RefSeq and is a predicted model, not a curated record. NCBI's taxonomy places the organism in Eukaryota, Metazoa, Chordata, Aves, Galliformes, Phasianidae.
AGACAUGGGGACAGCUCAGUGGUGACAAAGAGGACGAUGUAUGGCAACAUCGAGUCCGGGCAGCCUGGGCAGGAAUGGGGGACAGGAGCCUGUGGGGACAAAGCCUGCAGUGAGCUGUACCCCAUGGAGGAGAACCUCUACGAGCCUUUGGACCCCCCCAUCACCGCACCAAGCCGGAAGCACUCACCUGACCCCCCAGGUACGGCGUGGGUGUCCCAUAGGGACGUGGCAAUGCAGCCCAAAUUGGGGUCCUGCGGCCCCCAUCAGGACCCACUGUCACCUCCCUCAGUGUCCCCGGCACGGCAGAGCUGCCCCCAGGACAGGCUGCUGCUGGUGGGCGCCGUGGCCCUGGGGGUCUCAGUGCUGCUCAACGUGUUCCUCCUCUCCCUUGGGACAAGGCAGAUCUCAGCGCUGACCGCAGCCCUGGAGGAGGCAGAGAAGCCGCAGCCCAACUCCAACAUGACGUCCCGCUCCUUCCUGCUGUACAACAGAGCUCACAAUAUGUGCGUGGAGGCGCGGGGGCAGCAGCUGACGGCGGCCCCGUGCCGUCCCGAAGCGGCCGCGCAACGCUUCCAGUGGCUGCCGGGGAAGCGGCUGUGGAACGCGGAGCGGCGGCGGUGCGUCACGGCGGCGGCGGGGAGGAAUCUGUCCGUCGUGGAGUUGAGGCCGUGCCGGGAGGACGGAGGGCUGCAGCGGUGGGAGUGCGGGGACGGAGGGCUGCUGGCGCUGGCCGGGAUGCGGCUGUACUUCAAUUACGGCAACAACGCGCUGCGAACGGUGAUGCUCUACGUGGGGGACCGCGAGUGGAGCCGUUGGGUCGUGCACGGGAGCAACGAUGACCUCUGCACGCGCUCCUGUUGCCCCAUUUGCCCCCAGGGUUGGACCUAUUUCGGGGGGUCGUGUUAUUUCUACUCCAAAACAGCCAAGACGUGGGACAACGCGCGGGGCUUCUGCUCAGCCCAUGGGGCACAGCUGCUGGAGGUGGACGGCCCCGAGGAGAAGGCUCACAUCCAGAGCACGCUGAGCCUCUCCUCCUGGCUCGGCAUCAGGGACGAAGAGCUGGAGGGCACCUGGAAACGAGCAAACGGCUCCAUCGUGAUCCGGGGACACGGCUCGUGGCACUGGAGCGAACCCAACGGCGGGCGGAGGGAGAACUGCGCGGCGGUGCGCACGGAUGGGAUGUGGUACGAUUACCCCUGCAGCAGUGAGCUGCCCUGGGUGUGCGAGGGGCAGCCCUGGGCGUGCGAGGGGAACCCCUGAAACGUGUGGGGGACGCUUGGAGGGGGGGACCCCUCAGACCCCUGUCCCCAACCCACCUCCGCUUGUGCCCGCCUCCUGUACGUCCGUUUCGGGGUUUGGAUGGAUGUCGGGGUCCCCUGCGGGGCAAUAAAUGCGUGUGCAGAGUGAGA